This is a messenger RNA of Schizosaccharomyces osmophilus, 3972 nucleotides long. RefSeq names its product exonuclease II Exo2 (gene exo2). The coding region runs from base 1 to 3972 and encodes 1323 amino acids. The transcript has 2 exons. Gene Ontology annotation, biological process: rRNA catabolic process; nuclear-transcribed mRNA catabolic process. NCBI's taxonomy places the organism in Eukaryota, Fungi, Ascomycota, Schizosaccharomycetes, Schizosaccharomycetales, Schizosaccharomycetaceae. Gene Ontology annotation, cellular component: nucleus. The record is from RefSeq and is a predicted model, not a curated record. Gene Ontology annotation, molecular function: 5'-3' RNA exonuclease activity; RNA binding.
AUGAGCGAAAGAUAUCCGCUAUGCAGUCAAUUAAUUGAAAAUGAUCGGAUUCCAGAAUUCGAUAAUAUGUACUUGGACAUGAACGGUAUCUUGCACAAUUGCACGCACAAAAAUGAUGAUCAUUCGUCGCCUCCACUUCCCGAAGAAGAAAUGUAUAUUGCUAUUUUUAAUUACAUUGAACAUCUUUUUGAAAAAAUAAAGCCAAAAAAGCUUUUGUAUAUGGCCGUCGAUGGUUGUGCUCCUAGAGCAAAGAUGAAUCAACAGAGAAGUCGGCGUUUUCGAACUGCCAAGGAUGCUCAUGAUGCUCGUUUAAAGGCAGAGAAAAACGGCGAAGAGAUUCCAGAGGCUCGUUUUGAUAGUAAUUGCAUUACCCCAGGAACCACAUUUAUGGAACGAGUGUCGCGUCAACUCUAUUAUUUUAUUCAUAAAAAGAUUACCAACGAUUCCAAUUGGAGUAAUAUUCAGGUUAUCCUUUCUGGACAUGAUACUCCUGGUGAAGGUGAACAUAAAAUUAUGGAGUAUAUUCGUACCCAAAAGGCUCAACCAGAUUAUAAUCCCAAUACACGCCAUUGCUUGUAUGGUUUAGAUGCAGACUUAAUUAUGCUUGGUCUCUUGUCUCACGAUCCUCACUUUUGUUUACUAAGAGAAGAGGUUACUUUUGGCCCAGCUAGUAAACGUCGUUCGACGGAGCUGGCAAAUCAGAAAUUUUAUUUGUUACAUUUAAGUCUCCUUAGAGAAUAUUUAGAAUUUGAAUUUCAGGAAUGUCGUUCAUCCUUUUCUUUUAAGUACGAUCUCGAGCGAAUUCUUGAUGACUUUAUUUUAUUGGCAUUUUUCGUUGGUAAUGAUUUUCUUCCUCAUUUACCCGGUCUACAUAUUAAUGAAGGUGCUUUGGCUUUAAUGUUUAACAUUUAUAAGAAGGUGAUGCCAACUGCUGGCGGUUACAUCAAUGAACACGGCGUUAUUAAUAUGGAUCGCUUGGAACUUAUAUUGCUGGAACUUGAAAAUUUUGAAAAAGAAGUAUUUCGUUCUGAGGUUUAUGAGUCUAAAAGGCAACCAGCAAACGAAAAACAAUCUUUUGAUUUUCAAAAAUACCUUAAAACUUUCAGUGAUGAUAUUAAAGCUCUUACAGUGAAUCAGAAACAAUUUUAUGCAUCUAUCCGCAAAUUUUUGUCUUCUCGUGACCUUUAUUUAGACUUUCCACCUAAUAUAUCCACCGCCGACCAACGUUUUAUCCGUCAUCUUGCAAACGAAUUACAUCUCUCCUGUGCUAAGCUAACCAGAGUGGAUGGCAUCGAAAAUGUGAGAGUUGCUUUCAAGGAUUUGGCAUUCGAGGGCGAUGAUGAAGUCGAACAAGAAGAAAUUGAAAAAGUCCUGCAGAAAUAUGAUCAGCUUCCUUUACUACAUGAAGAUCAACUUAAACAAGAAGCUAGCGUUGAAGAUGAUUUCAUUCAAUGGAAGGAUGCCUAUUACCGUGACAAGGUACACUUCAGCUAUUUUAACGAGGAUGCUUUGCGGGAUAUGACUCAAAGAUACGUCGAAGGCUUACAAUGGGUCCUCUUCUAUUACUACCGUGGUUGUCAAUCAUGGGGUUGGUAUUAUAAUUAUCAUUAUUCUCCCAAAAUAUCUGAUGUUUUAAAGGGUUUGAGGGCAAAAACUGAUUUUGAGAUGGGUACACCAUUCCGUCCUUUUGAGCAAUUGAUGGCAGUAUUACCAUCUAAAAGCAGCGAAUUGGUUCCUCCUUCUUUUAGAGAACUUAUGUUCAACUCUGAAUCUCCUAUCAAAGAUUUCUACCCCGAGAAUUUUACUUUAGAUCAGAAUGGCAAAACGGCUAGUUGGGAAGCUGUCGUUAUUAUCCCAUUCAUUGAUGAGCGUCGGCUUUUGGAUGCUUUGCGAUCUCGAGAAAAUCUUUUAACGGACAACGAACGCGAACGCAACAUGUUUAGACCUCCGACUGUAUUUACUUUAGCUGAAAAUUACACAUCGAGCUUCCCUUCUUCAUUGCCCUAUGUGUUUCCCGACUUGAUUACAAGAUGUGUGGAGCGACCGUACCAACUGCCAUCUAUGGAUGGUAAACAGUACUUGGUUGGUUUAUGCCCGGGAGUAUAUUUAGGUGCAUUUGGUAUGGUAGGAUUCCCAUCGUUUCACACCUUGAAGAUUACAGCUGAACUUUCCUUGCAUGGCAUAAACGUUUUUGGAAAUGAGAGCAAAAACCCGAGCGUGAUUGUUGACGUUCACGACCAAAGGCAAGCGUUGACAAAUGAACAGCUUGCCGCUCAGUACAUUGGUCGAAGAAUAUUCGUAGACUGGCCAUAUUUACGUGAAGCUCUCGUUGAAAGUGCUGCGGAUGGAAAUGUCGUUUACCAAAUAACCGAUGGUGAACUAGAACAACGAGAAUUAAACGAAUAUGAAAAGAAGUCUUUUGAACGGAAGGUCUCGUCUAAAGGAAGAGAGUAUAACAAGCGUUUUGGCGUGCUUUUUGGUGAUAUGCGCCUUAUGUUACAAGUUCGCCCUAUAAAAGGCUUACAGUACACCCAAGAAGGGGCUCUGGUGAAAGCUUUUAAUGACAAUGUUUUAGACGACUAUCCAAUUCAGUUGGUGGUUGAUAAAAUUGCUAUUGACGAUCCACGUUUUAUUGAAAAAGAAGCUCCUCCUCUUGACGUCGAAUAUCCUUCAGGUACUAAGGCAUUUCAUUUGGGCGAAUACAAUUAUGGCAGACCUGCCCAGGUGAUUGGUUGUAAAAACAACAGGUUGGCUAUUUGGUUAUCAACCGCCCCUGGUUUGGAUGCUACUUGGGGUCGUAUGCUUGUGGAAGAUUCCAAGUCUAAGCAGAGGUAUUAUCCCUCUUACGUGGUUGCUAAAAUGCUCAAUUUACAUCCUCUGCUUUUAAGUAAAAUAACGGCUAGUUAUCUCAUUACAGUUGGCAAUAAAAGAGAAAAUAUCGGUUUGAAUUUGAAGUUCGAUGCUCGAAACCAGAAAGUGUUAGGAUAUUCAAGAAAAAGUGGUACCGGCUGGGAGUUUUCUGAUAAAGCUGUGUUGUUGAUUAGGGAGUAUAUGGAUACUUUUCCACAGUUAUUUCACAUCCUAACCACCCAUGCCACUAAAGAAAAUGUGAAUGCUAAUGAUUUGUUUCCUAAGGAAGAGGGUGGAAAGUUAACAGCUGUCAAGACAUGGAUGAAAGAAAAAGAAAUAAACUCUCUUUACCGAGUCGCCUUGGAUGAAGAUGCAUUGGAUACAGAAAGUAUUCAAAUGGUAGAAGAAAAAGCCGCAUCUGUUGAUUCUACUUAUCAAGUUCCUCGAAAAGUUUUCGGUGUUCCCCGUUAUGCUUUAUUGAAACCUUGUCAAACUAAAAGUUUGCUACACAGUCAGACAUUCUCUUUGGGUGAUCGUGUCGUAUAUGUUCAAGAUUCUGGUAAAGUUCCCAUAGCUGCUUACGGUACGGUUGUCAGUAUCGCCUCUCAUCAGCUUGAUGUUGUUUUUGAUUUACCAUUCAUGAGUGGUACAACCCUGGACGGGAAAUGUUCUCCAUAUAGAGGAAUGCAAGUUGAACCCUCUAUGAUUUUGAACGUCACAGAACCCCAGUUUGUCGUUACUACCCGUGCUGGAUCCGCCAGAAAAAACAAAUCGGUGAGUAAUACUACCCCAUCUCAUCCUAAGUCAACUCCUUCAAGUCGUCUUGUAACAGAACACAGCUCAGCUUAUCCUCCUCCUCCUCCUCCUCCUUCUAGUGCAUGGGCCAAGAACACAGAAUCAAGAUCAUCCAAUGGCCAGUCAUUGCAUAGUGUUCCUUCUUUGCCUUUUGAUUACUCCACAAAUAAGUCAAACAAAAAGCCCACACAAGCAAAUUACCAUCGUCAUUCCAACGCAUAUUCGCCGAACCAGAGAGGACGAGGUGGUAAACGUGGAGGCAGAGCGAAUCGCCCAGAUUCUGAAACGCACGAAGUUACUAAAAAAUUGAACAACGUUCAAAUUUAA